Messenger RNA from Pecten maximus, 6219 nucleotides. RefSeq names its product NAD kinase-like. Gene Ontology annotation, molecular function: NAD+ kinase activity. Lineage: Eukaryota; Metazoa; Mollusca; Bivalvia; Pectinida; Pectinidae. The record is from RefSeq and is a predicted model, not a curated record. Gene Ontology annotation, biological process: NAD+ metabolic process; NADP+ biosynthetic process. Bases 958 to 3177 code for a protein of 739 amino acids. The transcript is spliced from 10 exons.
AGAUUAUAUUAAAUGAUUUCGUUAUUUAUGAAAAAGAGUUUAUUUGUGUAAGAAGACAGUUGAUAUUUAAACUGCAGUCAGUGUACCAUGCAGAAUCGGUUCAAUGCACAUUUUCGUUCUAUUUACUGCGACAGCCCUUGGGACACCACUGUGUAUCAUUAGGUUUAUUGAGUAAAUUUAAUUUGUAAACUGGUAUUAUUGAUAUGAUGCCUAGCUGAACAAGUGAAGAUGUUGAUUGGCCAAGCUGUCAAUAAGUUUCACCAGUCGGCUGUUUGUAUGUCGUAACGAGUAUACACAGGUGAAGAGAGAGGAAGGAUCUUAUGGAGCUGGUGGUACAGCCUUGUUUACCUACAUAUUGGUCCAACAUUCCUUCAGUGUUUCUCGUUGUGUAAUGGUAUAAUGGUUGUUCACCAAUCAGGAAGUCUGUAGUUUUGAUCUAAUGCCUUUAAUACUGGUCAAAGAGGAAGGAAGCUUUGAGACCUACACUUGGUAUCUGUAGUUUCUGUUUCGUUUUAUGUUCUAAAGAAUCAAAUCUGGAUACACACUGUACUGUAGUGGUAUGUAAGUAUAUAGGUAUGAUUUUAACUUUCAUAUAUAUGUAUAGCAUCAAUUGUAGACAUGAUUCAACAUUCCUAUCGUAUUCAUAACUGUUUUUUAACCCUUCUAAUGAUGACAAAGCUUACAUAUAAGUGUUAUUGCUUAGAUGUAAUGUUAGUAAAUGAGAUGCAUGUUUACAAAGUCUUGUAUAAUUUCUUGAAUUAUAUAGGGCCUUGGAUAUUUAUACAAUGACAAUGGUAACCUGAUAGGUAUACUGGGACACCGUGUAAUGAUGGAUAGACUGUCACAGUUUAUACCUGUGAUAUGGUGCAGCAUGAUAAGGCAUAUGUUAUCAGAGCUGGAAUCGGCGAAAAAGACUCAAGUGAUCUGUAAGGAAUCUGUAGAAAUAUUGGAGAGAAAAUGAGGAUUGGAGAUGGUGGGGAAUGUUCUCAGCAAUCUCCUCUGGAUCCUGGGCUAGCAACACUCUACAGGAACCAGUUGAUGGAGAAAACUCACAAAAUGUCGGAUGAUUUCAUCCCGUCAUUUGACUCCAUGAUGCAGCAAACUAACCAGGAUUUGAAUUUUUCCGACGUCUUGAUAAACCAGCAAAACAAAUCCAAUCACACACCGUACCAAGUCUGUCGCUCACAAAAUGGAUUUGUUAAUCCAAGGACGUUACCAUGGAUACCACCUAUAAACAAUUGUCAUCUUCCAACCGAGCAAAAUACUUCAUCAUGUGGUUCUGAAAUUUCGAGUGAAAAUUUUAUUUUGGAGAAUGACUGCAAUACUCGAUUAAGUUCUGUGAACAGUGAGUGUCAUAAAACUGUCCAGGAGUUAGCAGAUCAUGGAAGUUUAUACCAUUCUGGUUGUACAGGUAUGCUGUCUAUGACUAGCAAUUCUACACAAACAGAAAACCCUUCAAGUUUACACUGUACUGAACUAUUACUUCAAUGCAAUUGCUCAAAAAUACAAAGUUCAGAACUCUCAAAUGCUUCAAAGUUCAGUGGAGUUGUUGUGGAGUCGAGGAGAAAUGUAAAUGACUGUUAUGGUGGACUUUAUACGGGUGUAAGACAGAGAAAGAUAUGUAACUGUAAAGGUUCACAGUGUGUAUCAGGUCAUGACAUUGAUACGACGAAUACACAGGAUCGUAGGAAAUCUGUCGUUGAACGGGGUCAAUCUGUUGUUGAACGGGAUCAAUCUGUCGUUGAACAGGAUGCAUCUUGUGGAAAACAGGAACAAAAUAACAAUGUUAGUGAAUUGACGUGUAAGUCAUAUCUUGUAUGUGAUAAAACUGGAUCAGAUAUCAAUGUGAGUAUUCGUUCUGGUAUUCAGAGUACCAAAAAUUCAGCAAAACAGGAAAACUGUGAUUUAACUGUACAAACUCUGGCAUGCACAAAAAACAAAGAAUUCGCCAGUGUAAGCAGUGUCCCUAAACCCAGUAGUAAAGAUGGAAUUGAAAACUAUGGCAUGCCCUCAAGUCCAAAUGGUUGCUGUCAGGGACGGACAAGUGGAAAAACUGGGGAAGGCUCAUUGUGUCCGAAAUACGAAACUAACUGUACGAAUGGAAGCUUCUGUUACUCAUUCUGGACAAUACCAGACCCUCGUAAUCAAAAGCUGACAUGGAAAAAACCCCCAUUAACGGUCCUUGUGGUCAAGAAACUAUUUGAUGAUGGCGCCCUAUCAGCUUUCCUUAGCCUUGUCUUAUGGCUUAUCAAGACCAAGAACAUGUUGGUGUAUUGUGAGUCAUCGGUGCUUGAAGAUUCCAUACUGCUGAUGGACGAGAAAUUCAAGGAAAUACAGAAUAAACUUCAGAUCUUUAAUGGAGAAAAGGAUGAUCUAACCAACAAAGUGGACUUCAUCAUAUGUCUCGGAGGGGAUGGUACUCUACUGUACGCCUCGUCAUUAUUCCAGUCUAGUGUACCACCAGUGAUGGCAUUUAACCUUGGAUCUUUGGGAUUCUUAACACCUUUCCAUUUCAACAACUUCAAGGAUCAUGUCUCCUGUGUGUUAGAAGGGAAUGCAAGUUUACUGCUGAGAUAUCGCCUGAAGUGCAUAGUCAGCAAGAGAGAUGCCUCUUCACCAACCAAAAACCUCAUACCAUCCCGGAUAGGGGCAAAAAUAUUGGUUUUUAACGAGGUGGUUAUAGAUCGGGGGCAAUCAUCAUAUCUCACCAACCUUGACCUCUAUGUUGAAGGUCGCCUUGUCACCACAGCACAGGGUGACGGUAUCAUCAUAUCCACUCCAACAGGAAGCACAGCGUACGCCAUGGCAGCUGGAGCCUCUAUGGUCCAUCCAAGUGUGCCCGCCAUCGUCAUCACCCCAAUCUGUCCACAUUCCUUGUCUUUUAGACCGAUAGUGGUGCCCGCAGGGGUUGAAAUAAAGGUGAGUGUAGCUCCUGAUUCACGAAAUCCUGCAUCAGCAUCAUUUGACGGGCGUGAUCGCCAGGAGAUUACCCAGGGCGACAGUGUGAUCAUAACAACGGCUCAAUAUCCAGUACCUUCUGUGUGUUUUAAAGAUCAAAUGGACGAUUGGUUUGAAAGUUUAGCCGAAUGUUUACACUGGAAUGUCCGCAAACAACAAAAACCUCUGGCCUCAACCCCAAGUGUGACCAGUCUGGACUCUAUAGACCUAAGUAAUUAGCAUUCCAAUAAUCUCUGACCAUGGGUUGACCUUUAACCUUCAGUCAACCCGGAAAUUUGACCAACCGUUGACCAAUCAACUUAUUGCUGGCAAUAUCUAUGUGACUAAUUGGUGCUAAAACAUUGGCUGUUGACAGCUUCUCCCGAUUUUUACUCAUCAAGACUUUACACCUCUCUGAUCUACACAAACGUCCGAGUCUCCACAGAGCUUCACAUUAGGAUUUGUCAACUCUGAUUUAAACAACAAACAUUUUCUGCCAUCAAAGAUUCCCUGACUGAAGUACAAGCAUUCCUUGAGGACCCGUAAUGAGAUGAAAAGACGUCAUUUUGGCCCAGAUAAUCAAAUAUGGCCUUGAGAUCAUAAAACACUGUAGAUUUUGUAAUUUUGUAAUUGUUCCGUGUAACAUCUACAUAGGAUUUUAGUACACUGCUGUAGAUUGUAUUUCACCAAUGUUGAAUAUCUUAUUAUGUGAUGCUUGAGUUGAGAGAAAAUGACCGCUUUCUGUCUGCUGUCCAUCUGGAGGCCAGGAUCACUAUCCAGUCUGGAGAUCCUUGGCCAGGGUGCCCUCACAUCUCUUGUUGCUCAUAGAUAUUACGUAUUGUAUGGCAUUUCAGGGUUAUGUUGUAGAUGAAAAUAAUUGUCUCUCUCCUUAAAGAUCUUCGUUAGAGACGAUGUUUGCCACAAGGUACACACUACAAUCAGAACUUCAUUUGGUAUACUUUACAUCAGACCAUUUCCGCAUUAUUCAGGCUAAUUUUUCCCUCCGAAAACUUGACUGUGUGUAAUUCUUCACAGAACACAAGGACAUGCCAAUUACAGGUAAAGGAGUAAAAAAAAACUGUGUUUAUACUGUAAUUCCAGCAGGGAAAACGUCAUAUCAAUAUAAAAAGUUUGUUAUGGGGUCUUAAUGUGGGAGGAAACCGGAGUACCCAGGAAAAACCUGCGUGGUUGGGCAGGUGACCCCAUAUAUUUUCAGGUCUGAUCCAGUAAUCGAACCUCAGCAGCUGAGGUGAAAUGCAAGUGUAUUACCACUGUGGUACCCAACCAGCCACAAUUUUAUAUACCUAGCUGUAGAGCAUCUGAGGAUGUGAAGACAGAAUAAACUAAUGCAUAACCAAAAACAUUUUUUCAAUGUUUUCAACAGAACAGUGAGCACUAAUAAUUUUAUUUACUUGGUAUAUAGAUUAAGUCCAGAUGAAUAUAACACUGUUUUAUAGAUGUAUGAAUGAUUCUAUAGUUAGAUAGAGGAAUAUAUAGGUCUUGCUUUACUUAGAAUGCACCUACAGUAUAUUUCAACCAUUAGCAUUUAGAAUGCACCUACAGUAUAUUUCAACCAUUAGCAUUUAACUAAAUGUCAAUUAUUUUGUUUAAAAACCUUCUAACCAUGUAUAGAUACUAACUAGUUUUAUUAUUAAGUGGUUUUUUUUUUUAACGGGGCAUUUUAUUGACAUCUUAUAUACUCUUAUAUACUGGAACAGUCUUUUAUGAUGACAGAAUGGUCUCAGUCUGUUUUCCGUCUUGGCUUAAUCAAGGUUUCAAUACAGGUUGGUCGAUCAGUAAACAAAUGACUCGGAUUGUUUAUUUAAAAAACAAGUGGGAAAAGGUCCAAAUUUAUCCACAUGAGAUUUGAAAAAGAAAUAUUUAAUUGACUUUGUGGAUUUUGGAAAAAAAAUUUAAAGUUGAUUAUACUCAAUGACAAUCUGAUCAAUUUAUUUGUUGUUCAGGCCAAUUAAUCAGUUUUGUGAAACAUGUGCCUUUAAGUUAUAUUUUGUCUAAGUAACAUCAACAUUUACAGAUAGUGAUCAUUCUAUAUCAUGCUGUUUAGUACCAAAUGUCUAUGCGAUCUCAACUGAUUUCACUGAAAACAAUAUUAGUUAUUGGGAUUGUGUCUUUACAAGGUGACCUAAUUCCUGACCUGACUUUGUGUGUAUAGAGGUGACCUAAUUCCUGACCUGACCUUAUGUCUUAACAAGGUGACCUAAUUCCUGACCUGACCUUAUGUCUUAACAAGGUGACCUUAUUCCUGGCCUGACCUUGUGUGUAUAUAGGUGACCUAAUUCCUGAUCUGACCUUGUGUCUGAACAAGAUGACCUAAUUCCUGACCUGACCAUUUCUCUGGACAAGAUGACAUAUUUCUGACCUGACCCGACUUGACUUUGUGUCUGGACAUGAUGACCUAAUUACUGACCUGACCUGACCUUGUGUCUGGACAUCUAAUUCCUGACCUGACCUUUUGUCUGGACAAGAUGACCUAAUUACUGACAUGACCUUUUGUCAGGACAAAGUGACCUUAUUCCUGACCUGACCUUGUGUCUGGACAAGAUCAUGACUUACUUCUAAUCUGACUUGACCUUGUGUCUAGACAAGAUGACCUAAUUCCUGACCUGACCAUGUCUCUGGACAAGAUGACAUAUUUCUGACCUGACCCGACUUGACUUUGUGUCUGGACAUGGUGACUUAAUUCCUGACCUGACCUUUUGUCUGGACAAGUUGAUCUCAUUCCUGACCUGACCUUGUGUCUGGACAUCUAAUUCCUGACCUGACCUUUUGUCUGGACAAGAUGACCUAAUUACUGACCUGACCUUGUGUCUGGACAAGGUGACCUUAUUCCUAACCUGACUUUGUGUCUGGACAAGAUGACACAUUUCUGCCCUGACCUGACAUUGUGUCUGGACAAGAUGACCUUAUUCCUAACCUGACCUGACCUAUUUUCUGGACAAGGUGACCUUAUUCUUAACCUGACCUGACCUAUUGUCUGGACAGGGUGACCUUAUUCCUGACCUGACCUAUUGUCUGGACAAGGUGACCCAUUCUUGUGUCAAUGUGUUGAUGUUAUAUCAAUAUGGUCUCCUGUAAGUGUUUUAUGUACAGUGAUUCUGUUUUAUAGAAUUAUGUUUAAUGAAUUUAUGAAUGAGUAUAUAUCUUGUUUUAAUGAAAGAGUUUAUUUUAUGAAAAUAUGUUUAUUUCCAUGUUCUCUGUAAGAUACGUUCACUGGUGAUGUCCGUUUUGUAAUCAGUGAAGUAAAAUACGCCAAAAACCUUU